Molecule: messenger RNA, 1882 nt
Organism: Gekko japonicus
Lineage: Eukaryota; Metazoa; Chordata; Lepidosauria; Squamata; Gekkonidae
Product: sialidase-3-like
Exons: 2
Coding region: 92-1324 (410 amino acids)
Biological process (GO): ganglioside catabolic process; oligosaccharide catabolic process
Cellular component (GO): cytoplasm; membrane; lysosome
Molecular function (GO): exo-alpha-sialidase activity
Source: RefSeq, a predicted model, not a curated record
CCUGUUUCUCCACGAUGACUAUACCAGUUCAUCUAAUGUUUCCUCUCUCUUUCCUCCUCCUUCUCAGAACAUUUCUUCACCCCGAGAAAAGAUGGCGGAAGCGUGGGCGGGCUCCGGGAAGGUGACUCUGUUCCGCCAGGAAGUGCCCGGGGGCGUCACCUACCGAAUUCCCGCCCUGCUGUUCCUACCCGACAAAUCCGUUUUCCUGGCCUUUGCGGAAAAACGUUCCUCGCCCAAGGACGAACAUGCCAUGCACCUGGUGAUGAGACGAGGGCAGAAGGAAGGGACCUCCGUCCAGUGGGGCCCACAAGAGUCUCUGACGACUGCCAUUUUGCCUGACCGCCGCACCAUGAACCCUUGCCCGGUGUACGAGAAGAGAAGCGGCAGAGUUUUCCUGUUCUUUAUCUGCGUCCAGGGACACGUCACGGAAUGGCACCAGCUCAAGUCGGGGAGGAACGCCGCCAGGCUUUCCUACGUCUCCAGCCAAGAUGGCGGCCGCCGCUGGAGCCAGUUGACUGAUUUGACCCAUGAGGUGAUCGGAGCUGACUUGAGAAACUGGGCCACUUUUGCUGUCGGGCCUGGCCACGGGUUGCAGAUGAGCUCUGGGCGGUUGUUGGUUCCCGCCUAUGCCUACUACAGCCACUGGAAUUGCUUCACCCACUGCGCUGCUUGCUGCACAAGGCCACAUUCGUUUAUUUUCUACAGUGACGACCACGGGCAGAACUGGGCACGGGGCCAGCUCCUGAGGAGCUUGCAGACCAUAGAAUGCCAGGUUGCUGAGGUGACUCGCCAAGACAACGGCUGUGUGUUGUACUGCAAUGCCCGCAGUCCAGACAAGUAUAGAGUUGAAGCCUUUAGUAUGGACUAUGGAGGCCAUUUUGGGGAAUACUUUCUGUGCAAGGACUUGCCGGAGACAGGAAAUGGCUGCCAGGGCAGUGUGGUGAGCUUCACCCCUUUGCGGAAGCCCUUGGAGCUAGGCCGAAGAGAUAAUAUUGCUGCAUCGGCUCACUUUCUGGGUGGCCAUCACUCAAACGCUCUCGAGACCACUAGGUCCUGGAUGGUUUUUUCCCACCCCACAAAUAGACGCAAGCGAGUCAACCUGGGCAUCUACCUCAACACCACUCCGCUGGUGAAGAGCAGCUGGCGGGGCCCCUGGGUGCUGUACGAGGGGCCCUGCGGCUACUCGGACCUGGUGGUGUGCGAGGAGGGCCAGGCACUGCUCUUUGGCUGCUUGUUUGAAUGCGGAGCGUCCAGUGAAUGUGAGGAGAUUGCCUUCCAACUCUUCACCGACGUGGAGCUCCUGAGGAACGUGAGGGAAGGCUGAUCUUGAGGCCCUUUUCCCUCAGAGGUGUGAAGCUGCCCUAAACAAGUCUGGGAUAUUUAGGCCCCUAGAAACCCCCAGAAACCGAAAAUGAGAUUCUUUUUUGUUUUUCCUGCCAAACUUCGCUCAACCAUUGGCUUUGAGGGCUGAGAUUAAGUCUUCAAAAAAUGGCCACCGCUCAACCGCCAGGCCCUCCUGUACAGAGCACAAGGGAAUUGCUUCCUGCCACAUCUUUAAGCUGAUGAUGAUAAAGGUGUUUCCUGCGAUUCAAGGAUCCCGCAACAGACUUGGCCUAAAGCCUGAACUGUGUUUCUGGCACACAUUUCAUCCUGUGCCACUUUCUUCCUCAGUAUUUUCGAGAGUCAGUUUUCUAAAUCUGAGGAGGAAAAGCUUGACGUUGACUGAAAAAAGGCCAGGGGAUAGGCUUUCUUCAGUCCCUGUUCUGCGGUGUUUUAUCUUUCUCCUUGCAUCAUAACAUGUUUCCUACAGUGCUGGUGUUUCGUUGGCUCCUAAAUGUUUUAAAUCAGUGAAAUAAAUUCUCAUUAGCCACCUUUCUUCUUA